AUGGAUCUCGCUGCUCCCAUCAUGGUAGCUGCGAGAGCGACAUCAAGUCUCAUCGCCACUUCCCAAACCUCAUAUUCCGACCCGACGCCAUCACCGUCCGACGGUCAUAAGCUAUUCUACCAUGGCGCAUCCGCCUCCGACUCUGGUAGCUCUGGCGGAGAGAAUCAGGGAGAAUGCCACUUAUUAGGACCAUUCUCUCUUCUCGUUCAGUUGGCGCUUGGGGGACUGGCGCUACUAUCGUUGGUCUUCAAGCGGUGGAGAGAACGGCCGCAGCGGCCAGUAAAGGUGUGGGCAUUUGACGUCUCGAAGCAGGUCUUUGGCUCAGCUAUGCUUCAUCUCUUGAACCUGACUAUGUCCAUGUUCUCGGCCGGUCAGAUAGAGAUCAGGCCGUCAUACACACCGAAUCCCUGCUCAUUCUACCUACUAAAUCUGGGAAUCGACACAACUCUCGGCAUCCCGAUUCUGAUUCUCAUUCUCCGCGUCUUAAACAUCCUCGCCUCUUACACGCCACUAGCAAAUCCGCCCGAAUCAAUCGAGUCCGGCAACUACGGCCAACCGCCCAAGGCAUUCUGGUGGUUCAAGCAAUCCAUCAUCUACUUCAUCGGAUUACUCGGCAUGAAAGUCUGCGUCUUCUUCCUAAUUCAACUAUUCCCCUUCAUCGUCAAAGUCGGCGAUUGGGCUCUACGGUGGACAGAAGGAAACACAGCACUUCAAAUCAUCUUCGUCAUGCUCCUCUUCCCUGUAACGAUGAACGCCAUCCAAUAUUACAUCAUCGACAUAUUCAUCAAGAAGUCGAUUUCCCAGGACGGCUAUAAUUCCGACCUCACGACCGAGGGAUCAACGACUGAUAGCGUGGGGCGCGAGGCCCUACUCGCCGGUAUCGAUGACGCAUAUUCAUCUGAUACGGAUGUUGAAGAUGAGGCGCCUCAGAAGUCUUCCAUUGCUAAGUCCGUCACGAAUACUACGGCUACGGCAACUUCGCUUCAAGAGUCUGAAGGUCGAUUCUUGGACUCAGAGGAUCAUAAUCCUGCUCCACCCUAUCAGCCGGAACCACCUAAUUCUAGUGGGAGUGGUAGUCAGAAUGGGCGUAAGGAGGUUUCGGGUCCGAAUGCGCCAUCGCAGCACUGA
Penicillium waksmanii is the source of this 1128-nucleotide messenger RNA. RefSeq names its product STIMATE family protein. Gene Ontology annotation, cellular component: membrane. The transcript has 2 exons. The coding region runs from base 1 to 1128 and encodes 375 amino acids. NCBI's taxonomy places the organism in Eukaryota, Fungi, Ascomycota, Eurotiomycetes, Eurotiales, Aspergillaceae. The record is from RefSeq and is a predicted model, not a curated record.